UGGCGCAAACAAACGCGUGCUUCCGAUAAAUUACUGACACCGGACGGCAAACACUCGUCUAAAGGUGUGGCCUGUGUUGGACAGCAUAAUAUCUACGGAGGAAUGGGUUACUUUUCAAUGGCUGGACACCCGGAUUGGGAUAAAACGGUUACCGCUUGGUAUGCGCAACACUUUUGGGAACAUUAUGCGUUCGGAAUGGAUAAGACAUACCUAAAAGACGUGGCGUAUCCUUACAUGAAAGAGGUGUCCGAGUUCUGGGACGAACACCUAAAGACUGUGACGAAUGGCACUAAAGAACAGUUGGGAAAACUGGUUGUCCCUAACGGGUGGUCACCAGAACAUGGACCUGAAGAGGAUGGUUGUAGCUAUAGUCAAGAGAUUGUAUGGGAUUUGUACACAAAUAUCGUG
Oppiella nova is the source of this 408-nucleotide messenger RNA. The record is from the annotation of a GenBank genome assembly. NCBI's taxonomy places the organism in Eukaryota, Metazoa, Arthropoda, Arachnida, Sarcoptiformes, Oppiidae.